AUCCACUUGUUUGUGCUGUUUGCAUCGUCUUGCUGAGCAACAUCGUCGCGUGCGAACUUGGUCAUUAUAUACUCCUUCUAAGCAUAGCCCUCCUUUCCUUUACAAACAUGGCUGUGCAGGAAAACCAAUAUCUCCAUGCACUUGUUGAUAUGGGGAGCAAUGGUAUUCGUUUCUCAAUAUCCGAUCUGUCCCCACUCACUUCAAGAAUACUGCCAACUGUGUUCCAAGACCGCACCGGCAUCUCUCUUUACGAUGCUCAAUUCAGGCCAGGGAGCAAUACCAGGCAGCCUAUCUCUCUAUCUGUUCAGGAAGAUGUUGUUCGCCGUUUAGUGCGAUUCAGGGAGACAUGCAAGGACUUCGGUGUACCUGAGGGGAAUAUUACCGUCCUUGCAACCGAGGCCACCAGAACUGCCAUAAAUUCCCGAGAAUUUCUAUCCGCGAUCAAGGAAAGCACUGGAUGGGAUGUCCAACUGCUUUCCAAGGAAGAAGAGGGAACAUUGGGAGCAUUUGGGAUUGCCAGCAGCCUAGAAGCUGUGGAGGGUUUGGUGAUGGACCUGGGAGGAGGAAGCACUCAAAUUACGUGGGUCAUUGCUAAAAAUGGCUCUGUGCUCACGAGCCCCAAAGGUUCGAUCAGCUUGCCUUAUGGGGCGGCAGCAGUUACAAAAAGACUAGAAAAGCGCUCAGAGCGGCAGAAUUUGGAAAACGAAAUGAUUCCAAAAUUCAAGGAUGCCUAUAGUGAACUCUGUGUCCCCAAAGAACUGCUGGAUCAUGCUGCGAAACGAGAGGGGUUCGAUUUAUUUCUUAGUGGCGGCGGCUUUAGAGGUUGGGGCUACUUGCACAUGAAUCGUUCUAAGGUAAACCCAUACCCAAUCCCAAUUAUCAACGGUUUCAGGGUAGAUUGCUCAGAAUUCUGUGAUACUUCUGGCAUCAUGUCUUCUGCGGCAAUGGAAGGAUCUAAGAUUUUCGGCAUCUCGGAUCGCAGAGCAUCUCAAGUGCCGGCAGUUGCUUGUCUUGUCAAAUCUCUUACAAAGGCCAUCCCAAAUAUCAAAACUAUACAGUUUUGCCAGGGUGGCGUGCGCGAAGGUUAUUUAUUCAAGACUUUACCUGAAGAAACACGCUUAAAAAGUCCACUUGUUGUGGCCACAGCGCCUUACAGCACACAGUCUGCCUUUGAACUCUCUUCUCUGCUACUCAGAGCCCUUCCCUGUGGUGUACCAGAGAACACAGAUGCUUCCGUCCCUCUAUCAUUCACAGAAACUCUGCUUGUUGCCCUGGCAAAUAUCAUGUUUGCACACUCUUCUAUCUCAAGGGAAUCGCGCGCAGCCGUUGCUCUACAUUCAACAAUAAAUGGCUUGCUUGCAUCAGCGCACGGCAUAUCUCAUGCUGAUCGCGCCUUAUUAGCGCUCCUCCUCUACGAGCGAUGGCGUGGCGAUCUGUCUCCAUCAGACCAGUCUCUCCUACGACGUCUUCGCCAAAUCACUUCUCGAGAGGAGGUUUGGUGGUGUCAGUAUCUUGGGCGAGUCGCUGCUCUUGUAUGUGAUAUAUAUCCCAGCGGUAUCAUCAGGGAUAAAAUACCACGCGUUGACUUCCUUGCCGGAUGGGCUAAAGGGAAAAAGGGCAAGACUCAUGUAAGGCUGGAAAUAACGUUGCCAAAUAAUAGUCCUGGUGUCGACCUUAGCUGGCUGAUGGGUGCCAAGCAGAGCAUUGAGAAGGCCGGAAAGAAAAAGAACUGGGUUAGGGCUGUGGAGAGGAUAGGGGAAAUUGAGGAUUGGGGUUUGAAGAUUGAUGUUUCAUUGAACGAAGGCCAAAUACAAGGUAAAUGAUACCCAUGUGUUAUCAUUGCUAGCAGCCUAGUCGAUGGACACUUGAUAAUAUUGGUAUGUGAAGUGGAAUUUAGUUAAUGGGUUAUUGAGUAUCUAAUAAUACAACCACAUAUAGCAAAA
This is a messenger RNA of Coccidioides posadasii C735 delta SOWgp, 1943 nucleotides long. RefSeq lists its product as uncharacterized. Gene Ontology annotation, biological process: regulation of transcription by RNA polymerase II. Lineage: Eukaryota; Fungi; Ascomycota; Eurotiomycetes; Onygenales; Onygenaceae. The record is from RefSeq and is a predicted model, not a curated record.